Molecule: messenger RNA, 2803 nt
Organism: Alligator sinensis (Chinese alligator)
Lineage: Eukaryota; Metazoa; Chordata; Crocodylia; Alligatoridae
Product: probable G-protein coupled receptor 139
Exons: 2
Coding region: 1701-2699 (332 amino acids)
Biological process (GO): G protein-coupled receptor signaling pathway
Cellular component (GO): membrane
Molecular function (GO): G protein-coupled receptor activity
Source: RefSeq, a predicted model, not a curated record
UACUGGAAUCAAAGAUGAGUGGACGGUCAUCACACAUAUAGAUACGUCCUUCCCCAUUCCCCCUUAGGCACAGUCCCUGUUGUCCUCACAGUCCAUGCCCUAACAGGGUGCUGUUUAAAUCAGUGGCUUUCCACCUUUUGUAGACUUCCAUCACCCUCUGUAACUCCUGUGAAUUAGGCAGCACCCCAUUUCAAUAGCACAUCUAUUUAAGCCAGCACUUAACUCUUGGCACAGGGACUGAGGGUGAGGGAAAAGGAUGGAGCACUUAGUUCCUUACAGAACAGUGAGGCAUGAAUAAUCAUGAGCCUACCUCCUCAUACUGGAGCUUCGGCAAGGACAGACAAGGCUUCAUGUAGCUCCUUACACGUGGACCAAGUCAGGGAGGAGGGAGGAAAGCAAGCAGUACUCUAACCCUUUUCAAUUCUAGAGUGAAUUUUGCUUGUGGAUCAUAGAAAACACUGAGUGACAGCAGACACCUUCAUGAAGGAUAGGCUUAUGUCACCUGCCCCUUGACUGUGACAGUCAUCUGCCCAACUUCAGCCCAGGUGGCAGUAACAGGAGAUAAAAGCUAUACUGAUAAAAGGGAAAAACAAGCCAGCAGCUUUCCAUCACGGGGCCAAAAUACACCCCAAAUCUUGAGAACUGGCAACACUGCACCCCCUCCUUGCCAUCCCCAUUUCUUGCUGCUUCUGAUAAGUACAUAAAGUCUCUUUUGCUAUUAUUUAGAGAUAGAACCGCAAAGGGGAAGAGAACAUAAACGCUAGCAGGACUAGCUCCCCGGUAAUAUAUUACUAGAAGUACUAGUUCCUAGCUAGUAAUAUAGCACUAGGAGUACUAACUCUGAGACCAGCAGGAAUGGGCUUAGCCCCCAGGCUUAGUGACAUUUGGAGUGUCCACCUGAAACCACUCCUGACCAGUAACACUGUUGUUCAUAGUCCAGCAGCAGCAAGGACUAAUAUUAUUUUGACACCAGCACAAUAACAUGCCAGGUGCUGUAUAAGCACAUGGCAAGAGAGAGGCUAUGCCCAAGAAUCUGGUAAUGCAGAUGGGGUUAGGAGGAAGGAGGCAUCUUUAUCCCUGUUUUGCAGUACAAAGGCUACGAGCCAUAUUUUUAAAGGUAUUUGGCUGCCGAAAGAUAGAGUGGGAAUUUCAAAAGCAGCUAAGUAGCUUCGGUGCACAAGUCCUGCUACAAUCAAUAGGAGUUAGGCAUCUAACUACAUCAAUGCCUAAAUAUAUUGGAAAAUAUGGCCUUGCAUGUCUUUUCCAAGGUCAAAAAGGAGUUGUUGGGUGAGCUGGAAAUGGACUCCGUGUAGCUUCAAUGCCUGUCUUUAAGCAUGCACCCAAAUUUCCUGCUCUGCUGCUAUUCAGAGAAUACGAGCACAAGAUGCUCCAUGCCCCUAGCCUCCAUCCUCAUCUGCUCCCCACUCGUGCCUUUCCACCAAGUUCCUGCUUUGAUUUGUAUGGCACUUAACAGUUACAUCUGCCUGCUGCGGAGCCUUCUUUCUGCAGCUGGGUAAUCAUUAACACGGGGUUUCUAGAGCCUGGGGUAAAUUAAAAAAAACAGGAAUUGUUUGUUCAUGGGGAGCUUGUUAGGAGAAAGAACUCCUGCCGCACACACACACAACCUGAAAAUCCUCAGGGGGCUGCUGGAUUUGUUAGACAGUGAUUAAGACCUUCAGAAAGAAGAGCUGCUCUUCAGAAUGACUCAGGAUCACUGGAUGAUCACUCUGCAGAAAGUGUUUUACCCUGUCCUGGCCAUCAUUGGAAUCCCAUCAAACAUCAUGACAUUUGUAAUCUUCUGGAGAAGGGACGGCUUAAUCUGUACUUCCAGCCGCUACCACCUGAUGGCGAUGUCCUUGGCCGACACUAUCGUUCUUAUCUUCAUUGUUAUCACAGAGAUGAUCCUGAAAUACUACAGCCUGGAGCCUUUCUGGUACAAGGACCCCUGGUGCACCCUCCGGGACGUCUUCAGCUAUGGAGCAGUCAAUGCCUCCGUUUGGCUGGUGGUCUCCUUCACCACCGAGCGUUUCAUCGCUCUGAACACCUUCAAGCUGAAGGGGAGGAUGUGCUCCCCAAGAAGCACACUCUACAUGAUCAUCUUGAUCCACAUCUGUAGCUAUGCAGCAGCCAUCCCAUAUUAUUGGUCCAACAAAUCAGAAAUAGUAAAUGGAACAGGAAGUGCGGUCUGUGUGUACCACCCGGACCUCCCUGACUAUUUCAUUGAGGGUCUGGUUUGGUUUCAGACCUCCCUGGUCAACAUUAUCCCCUUUAUCAUCAUCUUCAUCUUGAAUGGCCUGAGUCUUCGGCAGAUUAUCCUCAGUAACAAAGUGCACUGUGGGAAGGAUGGAGGGAUUCACAGAAUGGCUUCAGGGACACACUUUGGGAACCAGAAGAAGAGAUCUAUCAUCCUCCUGGUCACUGUCUCCAUGACAUUUGCUUAUCUCUGUACCACUAGAUUUGUCACCCAGAUUAUUCUCAAGACCUGCUAUUAUGACAUUGAUAGACAGGAUUACUCCAAAGGCAUUAAUGUUGCAGCGGAUAUUGGCACCAUGUUAGAACUGACCAACACUGCGGUGAAUAUGUAUCUCUAUGCUUGCACCCAGACUGCCUUCCGCAGGGAGUUAAUCCACUGCCUCAAAGCUCUUCUCUGUCCUUGCAAAGCACAGAGAAAACUCCCUCCAACAGUCUUCCAGGUGUGAUAUAUCUCCCACUGUUUUAUGGAGACAUCACGCUACAUGUUCGACAGGAAGCAGGAACAGCUCCCUGUGACUUUCAUAGAUUUUCAGGGUAGGAAGGGACCUCA